This is a messenger RNA of Serpula lacrymans var. lacrymans S7.9, 3317 nucleotides long. RefSeq lists its product as uncharacterized. Gene Ontology annotation, biological process: base-excision repair, gap-filling; DNA replication proofreading; DNA-templated DNA replication. The record is from RefSeq and is a predicted model, not a curated record. Lineage: Eukaryota; Fungi; Basidiomycota; Agaricomycetes; Boletales; Serpulaceae. Bases 1 to 3189 code for a protein of 1062 amino acids. Gene Ontology annotation, molecular function: nucleotide binding; DNA binding; 3'-5'-DNA exonuclease activity. Gene Ontology annotation, cellular component: delta DNA polymerase complex. The transcript has 24 exons.
AUGGAAGUUGACCGUGCUGUCAAGAGACGCAAAGUAACGACUGCCGGGUCAUCUAGCUCUCAGCCAUCCCAGUCCCAGUCCCAGUCCCAGUCUCAACCCCAAUCUCAAUCUCAGUCACAGUCCUUUGCUGAUGUUCUAGAACGUUUAAAAGUUUCAGGUGCUGAAGGUGGUGCCGAUUGUUGGGCACGUCCAGCCCUUCCCCCAGUCGAUGAAUCGAGAGACGCGCUCGUCUUUCAACAAAUCGACGUGGAACCGUCUACCGAUUUCGGCACAGGUGCAGUAAUGUUGAGGAUGUUUGGCGUGACCGAGGCGGGACAUAGCGUUCUUGCAUAUGUCACUGAUUUCUUGCCCUAUUUCUAUAUUGCUGUUCCACGUGGCUUCCAGAAUGAUGAUAAAGAGGAUUUCCGAAACCACAUCAACACUUCGCUUGGUGGUUCUUUUGUGGUAAAUAUUGAAAGUGUUCAGCGACGCAACCUAUGGGGAUACAGGGGUGACGAUUGGGUAGCAUUUCUCAAGCUCACCAUCUGUGACCCUAAGACACUGCCAAAAGUUCGAGAUAACUUAUUUCCCAUUGGACAAGCAGUCAGUACGUUUGAAAGCAAUAUCCCAUAUGCCUUACGUUUCAUGAUCGAUACCAAGGUGGUUGGCAUGAAUUGGAUUGAAAUUCCUGCUGGCAAGUAUAAAAUCAUGCCUGAUAAAGAAAAGCAUUCUCAGUGUCAAGUCGAGCUGAGAGUCAGAUACGAUCACUUCAUCUCACACGCCCCUGAAGGCAAGUGGUCCAAAGUAGCCCCCCUACGGAUCCUAAGCUUUGAUAUCGAGUGCGCUGGCCGUAAAGGCAUCUUCCCUGAACCUCAGAUGGAUCCGGUCAUACAAAUUGCAAACAUGGUUACUCGCCAAGGCGAUAGUCAGCCGUUCAUUCGGAAUAUUUUCACUUUGAAUUCGUGUUCUCAUAUCGUUGGAUCUCAAGUACUUUCAUUCAAGGACGAGGGCGCGAUGCUACAGGCCUGGCGGGAUUUCAUCGAAGAGGCUGACCCAGACGUAGUGAUUGGUUACAACAUUUCAAAUUUCGAUUUUCCGUACCUUUUAGACCGAGCGAAACAUCUCAAAGCAGCUAAAUUUCCUUACCUAGGAAGAAUAAAAAACUCCAAAACCCAGGUAAAGGAUACCCACUUCUCUUCCAAAGCCUAUGGACAGCGUGAUUCCAAGGAGACAGUGCUCGAUGGGCGGUUACAACUUGAUAUUUUGCAGUUCAUGCAACGGGAGCACAAACUGCGUAGCUACACGUUGAAUUCUGUUUGCGCUCAAUUCCUUGGCGAGCAGAAGGAGGACGUACACCACUCUGUGAUUACUGAACUUCAAAAUGGAACACCGGAAUCUCGCCGUCGGUUAGCCGUAUACUGCCUUAAGGAUGCUUAUCUUCCGCAAAGGCUCUUGGACAAACUCAUGUGUUUUGUGAAUUAUAUCGAAAUGUCGCGUGUCACAGGAGUUCCAUUCAACUUCCUUUUAUCUCGAGGCCAGUCCAUCAAAGUUCUUUCUCAGUUAUUCCGCAAGGCAAAUGAAGAGGGCUACGUUGUCCCUGCGCUGCUUAAAGGAGAAGGAACCGAUGAACAGUACGAAGGUGCCACUGUAAUCGAGCCGAAGAAGGGAUAUUAUGAUUCUCCAAUCGCUACCUUGGAUUUCAGCUCUCUGUAUCCGUCAAUCAUGAUGGCUCAUAACCUAUGUUAUACUACCCUCCUGGACAAGACAACUAUUGAUCGACUACAACUCGUGAAAGACGUUGAUUACAUUCAAACCCCCAACAAUGAUUUCUUCGCCACUACCUCGAGGCGAAAGGGUCUUCUACCCACUGUUCUUGAGGAUCUCAUUUCUGCUAGGAAGCGUGCUAAAGCAGACCUGAAGAAAGAGACCGAUCCUUUUAAAUGUGCAGUCCUUGACGGUCGUCAGCUUGCUCUCAAAAUCAGUGCUAACUCUGUUUACGGUUUCACUGGAGCUACCAUCGGGAAACUGCCUUGUCUUGCUAUUUCGUCGAGUGUGACUUCUUAUGGUCGACAGAUGAUCGAGAAGACGAAACAAGAGGUCGAGGCUGAGUACUGUGUAGCUAAUGGCCAUGAUCACAAUGCGGAGGUUAUUUAUGGUGACACAGAUUCUGUCAUGGUCAAAUUCGGCCCUGCAGAGCUCACGAAGGUUAUGGCAUUGGGAAGCGAGGCAGCGGAUCUCGUCACCGCGAGAUUCGUAAAACCGAUCAAGUUGGAGUUUGAGAAAGUCUAUUUUCCAUACCUUCUGAUUAGUAAAAAGAGGUAUGCUGGUCUGUACUGGACGAAACCAGAAAAAUAUGAUAAAAUGGACUCGAAGGGAAUCGAAACUGUUCGACGUGAUAAUUGUCGUCUGGUUUCCACAGUCAUUGAAACGUGUCUCCAUAAAAUGUUAAUAGACCGAGAUGUCAAGGGAGCUGAAGACUACACAAAACGAGUCAUUUCCGACUUGCUUCAGAACAAAGUAGAUAUGUCACAACUCGUUAUAACCAAAGCCCUAUCAAAAGCGGAAUAUAGUGGAAAACAGGCCCACGUCGAAUUGGCUGGACGGAUGAAGCAACGUGAUGCUGGCUCGGCACCCGCACUGGGUGAUCGUGUGGCAUAUGUUAUUGUCAAAGGCAUGAAAGGUGCUGCGGCAUAUGAGAAGUCAGAGGAUCCACUUUACGUCCUUGAAAAUAACAUUCCUAUUGAUACCAAGUACUAUCUGGAUAACCAACUGUCAAAACCUCUUAUGAGAAUUUUUGAGCCUAUCUUGGGCGAGAAGGCAUCGUCGCUUUUAUCGGGCGGUCACACAAGGAGCAUACAAAUCGCGACACCCACAGUCGGUGGUUUAAUGAAGUUUGCCGUAAAAACUGUCACAUGCUUAGGGUGUAAGACACCUUUACGGGCUAACAACAGUGUCAAAAAUGGAGCAGUAUGCAACAACUGUCGACCAAAGACGGCUGAACUUUAUCAAAGACAUGUUGGCACUGCUUCCGAAAUGCAAGUUCGGUUUUCACGGCUGUGGACACAAUGCCAGCGCUGUCAAGGAUCUCUUCACCAGGAUGUUCUAUGUUCAAGUAAAGAUUGCCCUAUAUUCUAUAUGAGGAAAAAGGCGCAAAAGGAUGUGGAGGAUGCUGAUGCUGUCCUUGAGCGUUUUGACCUGGACGCCUGGUGAUAACGCUUUGCAGUGUGUCGUUUGGAAAAAGUCACCAAAAAUAUCAUUUAUAUUGGGUUGGUUAUGUACUCUUUUGUUUGUAUCGCUACACAUAUUGCAUUAGAAGAUAAUAAACACAUUCAAGUUUA